AUGCAGUGGUUGGUUCUUCUGGCACUGCUACCCGGACUGGCUGCUGCACCGUUGAAGAAAUGGCAGGUCCUGGGACCCUUCGUCGUGGGUAAAAAUGAGUUGGAUGGUGAGCCCUGGAAGGCUCAAACGAACGGCUCACGCGCAAACGGCGCGAACGUCUCGGAGCUGGGCGAUGUGCAAGUCACCUCGCGUCGAGCUGAAGCCAAUGGCCUGGUCGCGGUUCAGUGGGAGGUGGAUUGGCAAUCGUUGGUCUCGUUCGUGGGCGGCCAUGAGCUUUUGGAGUGGCAAGCGCUUGCCUGGAGCAGCUUCAAAGCCGAGGGCUUGGUGCAGCUGCGUUGCCAAGGAGUUGCAGCCUUCACCGUGGAUGACAACAUCACCUUGGUGGGUGAUCUCUACUUUGCUCAGCUUCCGCCACAUCCGGUGCACUUGAGCCCUGGCAGCCAUCGACUCUCAAUUCGCUUGCGGGGCAAGUUGAAAACACAGUUCAGUUGCCAUUUGGAGAAGGUCAAAGAAACCUCUUCCAAGAUACUCCUCUUUGGCGAGAGCUUUCUGGCGGUUCCCGACCUCUUGGUCCUGGAGAGCGAGCCCUCCGUUGUCCAUGUGUGUGGUGAGCGCCUGGCGCUGGGCGUGGCCAAUCAGGAUCUGAAGGAGUGGAUCACUGAGCUUCGACCGAUCUUGCUAUCACCCGGACGCUUGAGUCUGGCCGCAGAGCAACCAGCGACCUCGCCCUUAGCACCGGGGCAGAUGGCCAGAAUUCCCGUGAACUUCGAGGCGAAUGCAGGAGCCACCUGCAACGCAGACGAGGAAGUGAUGCUGGAGCUGGCGUUCGAGGGAAAAAUCGCUGGACGAGUGCUGCGCAGUGGAGGGCUGAAGCUCCGCUUGAAGUGCCGCCACGCGAAGCAGAGCUUCGUCUUCACCUUCCAGGAUGUGGAUGGCUCCACGCAACAUGCGGCUGCCGUGAUGCCUCAAAGCUGCAAAGGCGACUGCCCUGUCCUGGUGACCUUGUCUGGCACCAGCAUCUCUGCUCGGGACAGCUCCUCGAUCCCGCGGUGCAGCUUAGAGCUGACGAAGGUCACGGAUGUGUUCCUGGACUUCGACGGGACGCUCACGACCUCGAAUCAUGCGGGGGUGUCUGGCUAUUGCUUGCCCUUGCUGGAACGAUGUGGACACCUUCGUGUUUCUGAUGCCCUGGACGGGUCGGGUGUCUCAACCUGGAGCGACUUGGACCUGCGAAUGGCCGCGGCGACGGGCGAGGUGGCCUUGGACUAUUCUGACAGCUCAGUGCUGGGUAGCUGGGAGGUGCGCAGACAGCUGCAAGGAUCCCUAGAGACUUUGGUCUUGCAGGGUUUGAGGAUACAUGUGCUAACUAUGGGAACACCUCAGACCUGCAAGGCGCUACUGGCAGCUGGUGGCUACGAUGUGAAUCUCUUCAGCCAUUUCCUGGGACCUGCCGACAUGGCCAGGAAUCAAGGCUUGCGGCAUUUGUUCGACCACAGUUCGGAUGUUGGCUCAGCCGAGAGCUUUGAGUUCGAUGUUCAGGAAGAUAUCGACGCCUUGCAUCAUUUGGAGAAGACGGGCGAGGGGAGUCCGAUUCUAGAACGCAUCAUGAGCAUGGAGACACAACUCUACAAAGCUUCACUGAUCCUCUCCCUCGCUGGCCAAGGCGCUGAUGCCUACAAGAUGAAGCACAAGAAGGACAAAGACUAUCGCUUCGGCUUUAAGGAUGCUUGGCUUCUAGCGCCUACUCGACAUGGUGCUCACAACUGGGAAGGCCCCGGAUUGCUCACGGCCAUCCACUCGCUGGACGCGCUGCGGUCCUUCGCAAGCCGCGGAGAGCACGGUCUGCCGUCCGUGGACGUGGGACGAGUGCUGGUGGCCGGGCACUCCAUGGGAGGCCAUGGAGCAUGGCUUUUCGCGUGUCAUAUGGACGUGCUGGGCGUGAUCAGUUCUGCGUCGUGGCUCCGGAAAGAUCAGUACUCCGACUCCAAUAAGGUCUUCCUCCAUGACGUGGCGACAGCCUUUGUGGAACCAACCCUGGCAGCCUUGCUACGGCAGGCGGAGUUGGACUUCGAUGUGGAGGCACAAGCAGCUAGCCUGGUGCACUUACCCGUGCUCAUCCGCGUGGGCAGCCGUGACAGGACGUCGCAUCCCUGGUUUAGCCGCCGGAUCUACCGGACCCUACGAUCCUUAGGCGCUCAGGACGUGACCCUCUCGGAGAUCCCUGACAAGGAACAUUGGUGGUGGGACACCGAUGAGCCCAACGACGGCGGCGCCGUCAACGACCCGGAGAUCCGCCACUUCGUGGCGCGAGUGCUGACCGAGCAGGCGGCCGAGACGCCGCGCAGUUGGCGCCUGUUGGGCAUGGCAUCGAAGGGUGGCUUGUCCUUGUGGCCGCAGCGGGCGGAUCGGCAAGCCGAGGUCUUUGUGGAGCUACCGGAAGGUAGCGCAGCAGUGCUCCGCACCUCGAACGUGCGGCGCCUGCAGUGGCGUCCGUCUCCGCAGCGCCAGGGGGUGAAGCAAGCCCUCGUGGACGGCGAGCUUUUGGUGGUGCCGGAGGAUGAGGUCGCGUCGUGGUGCCUCCAAGAUGACCGAUGGCAGCUUUGCGGAAAGCUUCCACUUACGGAGCGCCAUGCCCGUCAGGCCGGGCCCCUCCGACGGAUCAUCUCUCAGCGCUUGUGUGGGCUGGCGGAUGAGGAGGGCCAAGAGGCUUUGCGCUUCUUUGGAAAUAUGCUCCUGAUGACUGGCCACGGCGGGAUUCGUCAGCUCUCCAUGCAGGAGGCCGUGGACGACGGUGUGUUGGUGCCUCCAGAGGAAUGUGAAGCUUUGUUGGUCCUGGGCACUCCAAUGUCAAACCCCGCAGCCGCCGCCCUUCUGAAGGGUCAGCACGGCACGCCGGGGCCGACGCGACGCCGGGGUGGUGAGACCCCGGUCGGUGACGCGGCGUCGGACGCCCUACAUUGGGCUGAGACACCGAUUGAUCCACCAUUCCGGCAUCUUCAGAAACUCGAUGGAAUUCAAGAAGUGUCGUCCAACGGGAAGUCAAGGGCACAUACCUUCCUGGUGGUCUCCAGCUUGACGACGGUCUUCCUCUUCUCGGGCACUGUCUUCGGAUGGGGUGCGCUCAGCUCGAUGCUACAGAGGGAGGGCUACUAUGAUUGGCUUUGUGAUGCGCCCGAUCCGAACCACCCCUGUGAGCAGCAGCUGCAAGCGCUGAACAACGCCUUCACCCUAGCAACCACCUUUGUUUCCUUGACCGCCUUUGCGAACGGCUGGUUGGUGGACACCUUUGGACCCAUGAAGGUCACCAUCCUCGCAGGCGCCAUGAGUUGCGUGGGACUCAUGGGCAUCGCGCUCACGCGCGCGAUCCCCGGGACCAAGUCCGAGGCCGAGCAGGGCUUCGAUGUGUUUUUGUGGUCCCUCUUGCUGGUGGCCGUAGGCGGCAGCAUGACCAUGUUCAUCGGAUACCAAGCGCCCUUUGUCAUCCCAUCUCACUUCACUUUGCUGAUCGAGGUCAAUAGCUGUCUCUUUGAUGCCGGGACCAUCAUUUUCCCAAUCCUGAAGUUGCUCUACGAUGCGGGCGUGCCCUUCGCAGCCUUCUUUUGGACCUACACGGUGCUGGGAUUCAUUAGCUACUCCCUCUACGCAGUGUCCUGGGCGAUGAACAUGAAGGAGCUCAACGACAUCCGCGCCGCUGCGAGUGGCGACACCGACCUCGCCGGGUCCAGCGCGGCCGCGCCCGAGCGGCAGCGGCCGCUGGAGCAGCGAGGCAUGCUCUCGCAGAUGGCCAGCUGGGAGUUUGCGGCCAUCUUCAUCUACAGCAUCAUCCAGGUGCCACGAGCCAAUAUGUACAUGGGCUCCGUGGAGUUGGUGAACCGGAAGAUGGCGGAGGCGGAAGGCAUUGGCAAGGACACCGUGGCCGGCGUGUCCACAAUCACAGGCUUCAUCAUCCCCUUCGGCUUUUUGGCGGUGCCCCUCAUCGAGCUCUGCGUGCACCGCUUGGGCACCAUUCCCACGGUGCAGGUCACCACGUUGCUGGGGGUGGUCUAUAACCUCAUGCAGCUGAUCCCCAAGCUCUACCUGCAGCUGGCGACCGUUUGUGUCUUCGCUGCCUGGAGAGCCUUCCUCUACAGCACCAUCAGUGCCUUCAACGGCGAGACCUUUGGCGUCAAGACCAUGGGCCGCAUCAUGGGACUCUGUUUCGUCUUUAGUGGCCUGACGAACAUGAUCACUGGGCCUUUAGUCAACGCCGCGGUGGACAGCCAAAACUUCACUGCGUUGCUCGUGGAGGCCUUGUGCGUCUGCAUUCCGCUGCCCAUCAUCUUCCAACUCUUGCAGUGGAAGCGCUCCCGAGAGUCGCAUCCGGCGAGAACGCCCCUGACACGCUCACGGGCGCCUUCCUCGCUCACGGCUGGAACUCCUCAGCACAAGGACAUCUUGGAUCCUAUGGGUGGGAUGUCGAUCACUCGAGCGCGAUCCCUGACGUGGCCCUCGGAGCCCAUCGAGGAGGCCGCGACCACCGCGGGCACGGACACCAUGACGAGCAUGGCAGAGAUCUAA
Molecule: messenger RNA, 4557 nt
Organism: Durusdinium trenchii
Lineage: Eukaryota; Dinophyceae; Suessiales; Symbiodiniaceae
Source: the annotation of a GenBank genome assembly